Drosophila sulfurigaster albostrigata is the source of this 435-nucleotide messenger RNA. RefSeq lists its product as uncharacterized. The coding region runs from base 60 to 371 and encodes 103 amino acids. NCBI's taxonomy places the organism in Eukaryota, Metazoa, Arthropoda, Insecta, Diptera, Drosophilidae. The record is from RefSeq and is a predicted model, not a curated record. The transcript has a single exon.
ACACAAAAAAAUAAUGGUAUUAAGGCAGUCUCUAAAAAUUUAGUAAAGUGUAUUUCGAUAUGUCGCGAUAUCUCUAUGGGGACUUGAUACUGGAGGCCUUCAUGGAGUUUCGACGACCAAUGAGCAUGGAUGAGGUUGUCGAAUAUGUGGCUGAAAUGACAGAUAGCACAUAUCUGCAGGUGCGACUGCCUGUGGACAACACCUUGACAGCUGCCUGGAUGCAUGGCUUUGUGGAGCGUAACAAUGAUCUUUAUACGCUGCAGUUGCCCGACUAUGCAAAAGAGCAUCGACGACAUCGUAAUUCUCUUCACUUGGGUCGAAAACGCGAGUGCUCCUCAUUCAAACAGCGGAGACAUUGCAAACGCUUGUAAUUUCAAAGUGGAAAUGCUAAGAUACUAAAAUUGAAUAAAAUACUGAAAUAGUAAAAUACUAGAA